CUUAGUUCUGAUCUCUGAAAACGACUUGUGCUUUCGAUCGAGAUUUACAAACAAGAACCACAACAAUACAUCAAACUACUCCACGAUGAAGACUGCAGCCAUUCUCGCCCUUAUUGCUGGCACUGCCAGUGCCUUCACUACCUCGAAUGUGAACUCUUCCCCUCGAUCUGCCACGCUAUCGGCUGCUGUUGACGAUAUGGUCGGCGCUGUCGAUCUCCGAGGCAAGGAAUUCUUCUUCGAUCCUGUACGUUGCCUCGCUGAUGAUGCGUUCCAAGUGGGGUCGCGUAUUCUUUCCUUAGUUAGAUUAUUUCACAGCACUGUCCGAGUAGUUGGUUUCUAUUUAGAAUCUUCCAUUUCUAGACCUCGUUCUGGUCUUCUUUGUACUGAUUGCCACCGCAAUUUUACACGUCCCUUCCUCACAUCAAAGUGUUCUUUUUAUCGUUGCUGUGCUUCUUUGGUCAACUGAUUCUGCUCACUUCAGUUGGGACUUGCCGAAACAUACAGCCCUUUCCUUCCUUGGUUCCGCGAGGCUGAAUUGCGUCACGGCCGAACUGCUGUAAGUACUACUAUCUGUGAUCUACAUCACUAGUUCACCCUUAGAUAAGUUGAUUGUGCGCAACUCCUGUUCAGUUGGAGAAUUCCAAUGGUACAUUUCUAACAUGCAUAAUUUCGUCUUUCUUCCCUUAUUCGUUUGAUGUGAUGCAUAUUUGGUAUAAAUGCGAAAAUAACGCGUUGUUCCUUUUUUAUCCUUUUCUGAAUUAAUUUUGUGCCGUGAAAUCAUCACCCGAUGCAGAUGUUGGCUGUCAUUGGAUUCAUUGCCACCGAUUUCGUUCGCAUCCCUGGUGAAAUGUACAGCUUUGAUGCCAUCCCUAAGACCAUCAACGCCCACGAUAUCUUGAUCGAACAAGGUCCCAUGAUCCAACUUGGUAUGUGGGUCGGUCUCUUCGAUCUUAUCGUCACCGCACCUGCCUGUGCCGCUACCAUGAAUGGCGAAAGAGAAGCCGGUGAUUUCGGAUGGACAAAGUGGGCUCCUAAGGAUCAAGAAGCAUUCGACGCCAAGCGAGCUUCUGAACUUUUGAACGGACGAUUGGCCAUGUGCGCCGUUGGAGGAAUCGCCACCCAGAGUGUUCUCACAGGAAAUGGAUUCCCUUACCUUUUUUAAAUUGAUUGAUCUACUAUCUUGCUUGAGAGAUAAUGAAUAGACAAACGAACAAAUGAGCAGUCAUUCUUCGCAAUUGGUGGUCACGAGUAGACUAUUGUAAACACUUUUUUAUGAUAACAUAUCUUCUCGCUACUUUUAGAUUGUCUUUGUAGUAACUUAAAGCAAAUCUGUAUACAUCAUGCCAUCCGGAAGAUGAUCCACUUACUGCAACUCAAUAAGUAAUUGGCAUAUCU
Molecule: messenger RNA, 1395 nt
Organism: Pseudo-nitzschia multistriata
Lineage: Eukaryota; Bacillariophyta; Bacillariophyceae; Bacillariales; Bacillariaceae
Source: the annotation of a GenBank genome assembly